Molecule: messenger RNA, 1100 nt
Organism: Nothoprocta perdicaria
Lineage: Eukaryota; Metazoa; Chordata; Aves; Tinamiformes; Tinamidae
Gene: NT5C3B
Product: 5'-nucleotidase, cytosolic IIIB
Exons: 9
Coding region: 32-913 (293 amino acids)
Cellular component (GO): cytoplasm
Molecular function (GO): 5'-nucleotidase activity; magnesium ion binding
Source: RefSeq, a predicted model, not a curated record
CGAGGCUGUGCUGCUUGUGGCGCCAUUAAUUAUGUAUUUUCGUGAGGUGCCCGAGCUGCAGAAAAGCACCGUCCGCAUCAAGGACCCGGAGCGGGUGGCGGGGAUCAUCCGGGCCAUGAAGGAGCAGGGCACACACAAGCUGCAGGUCAUUUCCGACUUCGACAUGACGCUGAGCAGGUUCGGGUGCAACGGCAGGCGCUGCCCCACGUCACACAAUAUCCUGGAUAACAGCCGUGUUGUCAGUGAGGAGGGCAGGAGGCAGCUGAAGGAUCUGCUGCACUAUUACUAUCCCAUCGAAAUUGAUCCCAAACGGACCCUGGAGGAGAAACGGCCCCUCAUGGUGGAGUGGUGGAGCAAGGCCCAUGAGCUGCUGUCGCAACAGAAGAUCCUGAAGAGCGACAUACCCCAGAUCGUCCGGGAGUCCGACGUGAUGCUGAGGGAUGGAUUCGAUGAAUUAUUCAACCGGCUGCAUAAAUACAACGUCCCCCUGUUCAUCUUCUCUGCUGGUGUGGGUGACAUCCUCGAGGAAAUUAUCCGCCAGGCCAAUGUUUUCCACCCAAAUGUCAAUGUGGUCUCCAACUACAUGGACUUCGAUGACAAUGGAGUGCUCAGGCGUUUCAAGGCGCCCCUCAUCCACACCUACAACAAGAACAACUCCGUGCUGCGGGACACCGAGUACUUCCAGCAGCUGAGCGCGCGGACGAGCAUCAUCUUGCUCGGGGACUCCAUGGGCGACCUGACAAUGGCAGACGGUGUCCCCAGCGUGGAGAACAUCCUCAAGAUCGGCUUUCUCAACGACAAGGUGGAGGAGCAGAGGGAGAGGUACCUGGACGCCUACGACGUGGUGCUGGAGAGCGACGAGACGCUGGACGUGGUCAAUGGGAUCCUCCGCUUCGUCCUCACGGAGACAUGAGCCGGGGGGUCCGACCCGCCGCCCCCCAGCCGGGCGCCGGGGCGUUAACACCUCCCCGAAGCCCGAACGGGACCUGCCCCGCUCCGCUCCGUCCUCCGCACCCCGGCCUGCGUGUCGUGCCCGUCCUGGACGUCGCGCGCGCAGUUUCGGUGGGUGCUGGAGCUGGAGGGGCGGCAUGGGGAGAGCA